Molecule: messenger RNA, 1326 nt
Organism: Leptomonas pyrrhocoris
Lineage: Eukaryota; Euglenozoa; Kinetoplastea; Trypanosomatida; Trypanosomatidae
Exons: 1
Coding region: 91-1326 (411 amino acids)
Molecular function (GO): hydrolase activity, acting on ester bonds
Source: RefSeq, a predicted model, not a curated record
AGCUUCGACACGACAACAGCAAAGAGGAGGUCAUCGAGAUUGCGUUACUACCGGCAGCAUCUUCUCCUCUUUCCCUUUUUUAAAAAACUGAUGCAGCGCACCAUGGCCACCAAAGCCGCAUGUAGUUUUCUCUACGACAGCCAUUGUCAUCUUCGCGAGGCAGCGCUCUGCGAGACAGCGGAAACGGCUGCCACUGCCGCUGCCUCCUCCUGCGCUCUUGAUGACGGGCGAUCGAGCGUGAUGAGCAUCGUGCUCUGUGGAACGCACCCGCAGCUCGAUUGGGACCUGGUGGCCAAGGCGAUCAUCAAGCCCAACGGGGUCCACAAAAUCCCUGGAUUUGGCGUGCACCCGUGGCUUGUACCCGCUUCUCCACCUCAAACCCCAGAAGCGAAGUUGACGAAUCCGGUGUCGGCUCCGGUGGCACCCUCUGCGCAAAGAAGAGGAGCGGGUGGCGGCUGUUGCAGUGCUGCCCCCGCCGACGCCUCCGCGCACCUCUCCCUGUCCCUCGCAGAGAUAUUGGCGGAGUUAGAGGGUCGACUGCGCACUUUCCCUCGCGCCAUCGUGGCUGAAAUCGGGUUGGACAAGCUGCGCGGCCCGCCCGAGGCAGUACAGAAAGAAGCUUUUGUUGCACAGCUCCGCAUCGCCGCCGCCCAUCAGCGACCCGUUUCCGUGCAUUGCGUACGGCACUAUGGACUGCUCCUGCAACUCCUUCAGGACUUGCCGGCCGAGGACACCCCGCCAGCGAUCAUCCUGCACGCCUUCACUGGCUCGCUGGAGGUGGCGAAGUCGCUGCUAAACUUGAAGAACAAAAAGCGCACGAAAGCGAAGUUGAAAGAUGUGCCGGCGAUGUCUGCUUCAACGCAAUCGAAAAAGGGCAGUGACUGCACUGAAGCUUCCGCGCCGCAACCCAAGAAGACGAAACGCGGUGGCGGCCCCUCCGCGGGCACGGUGCGCAUCAACGAGCGCAUCUUCUUUGGUGUCGGCCUCUCCACAAGUUUUACAGUGAAGAACUUCUCUACGCAAACACUGCCGUGUUUAUUGAGUGCGCAGAAAGUUCUUCUAGAGACCGACGCGCAUUACGGCGGCGAGCGCGACUGCGGCUGCGACGGAGAGGCGACGGGGGGCAACGCGACCGCCGGCGUGUACGUGAGCGCGCGGGAGCACGCGGCGCAGUUGGAGGAAGUAAUGCGAAUCGUGGCGGUCACCGCAUUGCAGAGCGCCGAGUUGGCGAAGUCGGCGCAGGCGUCGGGACUUGCUCCAGAUGUGCUGGUGCGUCAGUCCGUCACCGCCGCCUACGCGACCGCCUUCCGUUCAGUUUUGCAUUAA